Molecule: messenger RNA, 4395 nt
Organism: Arabidopsis arenosa
Lineage: Eukaryota; Viridiplantae; Streptophyta; Magnoliopsida; Brassicales; Brassicaceae
Source: the annotation of a GenBank genome assembly
ACCGUUUUUUCCUGUGUAGCUCUCUUCUUCUCCGUUCCCUAAACCUUUCGCUCUGGUAUAAUCACCGUUUUCGGGAUUUUAGUUGACAGUAGCUUAUAUGCGGAAUUUGGAAUCUACCCUUCUUCAAUGUCCGUAAUAUGUGAAGGUCAUGAACCAUGUCAGUGACCGGAGUUUCUUCUGCUUUUGGCCGUCUUUUCAAACAAGAUAAAACCCACAAGCGUGUUAUCGCUACACGACCCAAUUUUACAGUGACCCGUCAGAUUCUUGAGCACCUUGAAGGCGGUAAUGUCUCGAAAGCUGUCUCUGUUCUCUUUGCUUCUCCAGAGCCAGUUGGGUAUUGGCUAUACGAGCGUCUUUUCCGUUCUUGUUCCUCGAAAUCUCUUGUUGUGCAAGCCCGUAAAGUCCAAUCCCAUUUAGUAACUUUCUCUCCGUUGCCUCCGAUUUUCCUCUUGAAUAGAGCUAUUGAGGCUUAUGGGAAAUGUGGGUGUGUGGAUGAUGCACGAGAGCUGUUCGAGCAAAUGCAUGAACGAGAUGGUGGGUCUUGGAACGCUGUGAUUACUGCUUGUGCGCAAAAUGGCGUCUCGUAUGAGGUGUUUCGUAUGUUUCGUAGGAUGAAUAGAGAUGGAGUACGAGCUACAGAGACUUCUUUUGCUGGUGUUUUAAAGUCAUGUGGUUUAAUCUUGGACUUGAGGUUAUUGAGGCAGCUGCAUUGUGCUGUGGUGAAGUAUGGGUAUUCGGGUAAUGUAGAUUUGGAGACUUCCAUUGUUGAUGUUUACGGGAAGUGUCUUGUUAUGAGUGAUGCGAGAAGAGUGUUUGAUGAGAUUGAGAACCCUAGUGAUGUUUCAUGGAAUGUGAUUGUGCGGCGGUAUCUUGAGAUGGGUUUUAAUGAUGAGGCAGUGGUAAUGUUUUUCAAGAUGCUGGAGUUGAAUGUUCGACCUUUGAAUCACACGGUUUCUAGUGUAAUGUUAGCUUGUUCAAGAUCCUUGGCCCUUGAGGUGGGAAAGGUAAUCCACGCCAUUGCUGUCAAAAUUAGUGUUGUGGCAGACACAGUUGUUUCUACUUCUAUCUUUGAUAUGUAUGUCAAAUGUGACAGAUUGGAGAGUGCUCGCAGAGUAUUUGACCAAACCAAAUCUAAAGAUUUGAAAUCUUGGACUUCGGCGAUGUCGGGAUAUGCAAUGAGUGGUAUAACUAAAGAGGCAAGGGAGCUCUUUGAUCUAAUGCCUGAACGGAAUAUAAUCUCAUGGAACGCAAUGUUGGGCGGAUAUGUACGUGCCCACGAAUGGGAUGAGGCACUGGAUUUUCUCACUUUGAUGCGCAAGGAGAUUGAAGAUAUUGAUAAUGUCACUGUUGUCUGGAUCCUAAAUGUCUGCUCAGGUAUAUCAGAUGUUCAAAUGGGAAAGCAAGCUCAUGGUUUUAUCUACCGACAUGGAUAUGAUACGAAUGUAAUUGUAGCCAAUGCACUUCUUGAUAUGUACGGAAAAUGCGGUACCUUGCAGAGUGCCAAUAUAUGGUUCCGCCAAAUGAGUGAACUAAGGGAUGAGGUUUCAUGGAAUGCUUUAUUGACUGGUGUAGCUCGAGUUGGCAGGAGUGAACAAGCUUUAUCUUUCUUUGAAGGUAUGCAAGUGGAGGCCAAACCUAGCAAAUACACACUCGCAACGCUCUUAGCAGGUUGUGCAAACAUUCCUGCAUUAAAUUUAGGAAAAGCAAUCCACGGGUUCCUGAUCAGAAAUGGCUAUAAUAUUGAUGUUGUUAUACGGGGUGCUAUGGUUGACAUGUAUUCCAAAUGCCGAUGUUUCAACUAUGCUAUUGAAGUAUUCAAAGAGGCAGCUACACGGGACUUGAUUCUAUGGAACUCUAUUAUCCGUGGAUGUUGUCGUAAUGGAAGAAGCAAGGAGGUCUUUGAGUUGUUCAUGCUUUUGGAAGAUGAAGGAGUUAAGCCUGACCAUGUCACCUUUUCGGCCAUUUUACAAGCUUGCAUACGUGAAGGUCAUGUCGAACUCGGUUUUCAGUAUUUCAGUUCUAUGAGCACCAAAUAUCUUAUAUUACCACAGAUUGAGCAUUAUGAUUGUAUGGUAGAACUCUACUGCAAGUAUGGAUGCUUGCAUCAGCUUGAAGAAUUUCUCCUCUUGAUGCCUUUUGAUCCACCUAUGCAAACGUUGACAAUGAUAAAUGAUGCUUGCCAAAGAUACGGCUGGUCAAAGUUAGGAGCAUGGGCUGCUAAACGGCUACAAAUCCGUUGUCUUCUGAAAACCAGGAAGAGCAACAGGAAUGAAGCUGUUGAAACAGGAUGAUUUAAUCCAGUCUCUGAAAUCUUUCAGUUCCUUUAUGAAGCUGGUUUCGGUUUAAAGCAAUUUACUUCUCGAAGUGGGAUUACCAGGAUUACUCAACCACGCCGUGUUGCUGUCCUUGCCACUGCCAAGAGAGUGGCAUUUGAGCUUGGACUUCGUCUCAGUAAAGAAGUCAGGUUUCAAGUUAGGUACGACAUAAAGAUUGGCGAAAACUCCUCUAUCAAGUUUAUGACUGAUGGGAUUUUACUCCGUGAGAUUCAGAAUGAUUUCUUAUUGAGGCGUUACUCUGUGAUUAUUCUCGAUGAAGUCCAUGAAAGAAGCUUGAACACAGACAUUCUCAUUGGGAUGCUCACUCGAGAGCGGAAAGAGAAGAUCAAAGCCGCUCGGUACAGAUUUUCCAACCCAAGCAGCGAUGCUUUGACUGUUGCUUACGCAUUGCAUUCCAUUGAGGUCUCGGAGAAUGGCGCGGGCUUCUGCGAGUCCAACGGGCUGCAAUUGAAGACCAUGGAUGAAAUGUCUAAGCUCAAAGAUCAGCUUUUGCGAAUUGUUUUCAGCUGUUCUAAGCCUUCUGAAACCAAAGACGGUUUCUCAUGGACUCAUGGGACUAUACAAGACGUAGAGAAGUCAUGGAGAAUCACCGGACCAUCUUCCUCAAGAAACCUGCUUUUACAAAAUGAAGCAGAGUUGUUAGGAGAAGCCGUAUGUGCAGGCUGGGCUGACCGUGUAGCUAGAAAGACUAAAGCGACGGAAUACCAAGCCUGCGCGGUUCAAGAACUAGUUUUCUUGCACCGUUGGUCGUCUCUCUUAAACUCGGCUCCAGAGUUUUUAGUCUACAGCGAGCUCCUACUCACCAACAGACCGUACAUGCAUGGAGUGACACGGGUAAAGCCGGAAUGGCUGGUGAAGCACGCAAAGUCUCUCUUCGUGUUCUCCACACCACUCAAGGACCCGAAACCAUAUUACUCGACUCACAGUUUGGCAAUAACAAAGGAUAGAGACCGAGCAGCGGUUUUCGGAUGCGCUUUGCUUCAAGGAGAGGUAUUGCCUUGUUUAAAAAGCGUGAGGGUGUUAAUGGCUGGGAAACCUGAAAUGUUGUUGGAAAGAGAAGUUUGGGGUUUAGAAAGAGUUAGGAGUUUGGUGAGAGUUUUGACAGAGAAGAAGAUUGAUAGUUUGGAGACUUUGAGAAAGAGCUGGGAACAGAAUCCGAAUGUGCAUUGCGCGGAGAUUGAAGCUUGGUUUCAGAGAAAGUUUCGUCAUUAUGUUAAAGAGCUUUGGCAAACAAUGCUACAGGAGGCUCAGCCGUAUCAGAAGUUAAUGGAAGAAAUUAUAUGUGUGCUUCAUGCUGAUGGCCUUGAGGCUGAUUACAAUUCUGGCAUCAUUCCCUUAGCUGUCUUGUAUAGAAAGAUUAUUGCUCAUAACAAUGUUGAAUUUGCACUCCUGACUUUGGCAGGGGGGAUUGCGGGAUGUCAGAUUUACAUCGGACAAGAUCUGGACUCUGAAUUGACAUGUAACAUGUUGUGCCAGAAAUCGAGCACCAUGUAAGUUCGAGUUGAAUUGGUUGAGAUGCUUUGUACUCCAUGUAAAAAUUGCAUUAUACAUGAUGUUUUAAGAGGUUCUGUUUUUUUAUGUGUGCGUCUGGAACUCUUUCACAAUGUUGCCUUGCGUCUAACUUUACUGCUUAAAAGCGAGAUUCUUUUACUUGUUGAGCAUGAGGUUUGGUUUUUGCUAAGUUCUAGAGUACCUUGUAGAUACAAUGCGUUGUAGUGUUUGUUGGCAUGAACUCUGGCUAAGACUUUUGUACCAGCUAACUCCAACAUUGGUGCAACAAUAAUGAACCUUGCACGCUGCUGGUUCAGUCAGAUGUUAUUGGUGUAUCUAGAAACAUUUCUGUAUCAUUGUUUUUUUAGAUUGAAGAAAGCUGAGCUUACCCUUGGAAAUAUGUGAAGGAUUUUUUGAUUUAUUAUAGAACAACUCAAAAACAUUGUCUUGCUCUUGCAUAGCAAAAAUUUGUAGCUGAGGCUUUUCUCUUGUGUAAUGGAGUCCAUAAGGUAAAAGUUAUUCACUCUCAUGCAUUGCAGCAUAUAGGCUAUAAAUGAAGUUUGAUCUC